AAAUACUGUAUUCUACUACUAUUCUAAACAGCUUUCAAGAAAAAAGAGAAGACAGAGAUAGAGUCAAAUACUGUUGUGUAACUUCAGUCCUUUCUCCUGGUCGUUUCUUUCAUCUCUAAACAAAGAUUGAACAUUUGGAUCUACUUUUGGCCAGUAGUUUACUGACGUGAAGGUUGGACCAGGAUGUUUGUAGAAGAGCGGAUUCUAACAUUAUUCAAAAGAAAUUUACAUCACACCUUAACCUACUGGAGUGUGUUCUUCAGUUUUGGACUCUGCAUUGCCUUUCUUGGACCCACUAUAUUGGAUCUGCGAUGUCAAACACAGUCGACUCUCAGUCAGAUUACCUGGGUGUUCUUUGCCCAGCAGUUCUGCUUGCUCAUUGGCAGCUCUAUAGCUGGUGUUUUCAAGAAAACGUUGUUCAGAGCAUUGUCUGCCCUAUUCGUCUCUGCACUGAUCAUAUCAGUGAUAUUUGCCAUCAUUCCCCUCUGCCAUAAUGUGCUCCUGCUGGCCAUUGCCAUGGCAGUGUCUGGUAUGGCCAUGGGCAUAAUCGACACCAUUGCCAACAUCCAGCUGGUCACCAUAUACCAGAAGGACUCUGCUGUAUUCUUACAGGCUCUUCAUUUCUUCAUUGGGUUUGGAGCUCUAGUGAGUCCACUCAUAGCAGACCCUUUCCUGUCAGAGAAGGGUUGUACUGUGGGGAACGUGACCGAAAAUGUGACAGAGAUCAUGCACCACCUCCGGUUCUCACUGAGAAACAUUCCCAUGAACAUGCAUAACAUGACUGAGGACCAUGAGCUCCAUGUGGAGGAAGAGGAGUCCAGCGUGUCAUAUGCCUUCUGGAUCAUGGCCUUCAUCAAUCUCCCUGUACCUAUUGCAGUACUGUAUCUGAUGUACCGGGAACGGCUAAUCCCCUGCUGUCCCAGUGGGACCCCUCAGCUACUGGACAAAGAUGAGCUGGCCAUGGAAAACCAGGCAAAUGAAGGGCCUGAUACAGAGCCUAAAGAUCACGAGGUUGGAGGUCAUGGGGAUAUCUUCAGCUGCUGUCAGAAUGACAACCUACGUGGCUUGCCUGUGUCCUUCUUCAUGAUACACAUAUUGGGUGGAAUGGUCCUCUUCAUGACUGAUGGCAUUGUGGGGGCCUAUGCUGGCUUUGUGUACACAUAUGCUGUGACUCCACCCAUGGCUUUAUCCCAUAAGACAGCUGGUUACCUGGCCAGCAUCUUUUGGGCUGCCAUUACUGCUGGACGCUUGUUAUCCAUACCCCUCUCCUACCGCUUCCAGCCUGUCCGACUGCUUAUGGUCAACCUGGCUGGAGUCAUAGUCACUGUGUUGCUGCUGCUCAUCUUCUACACCAGCAGUGUGUUUCUCUUUGUGGGGACAUGCCUCUGUGGGCUGUUCCUCAGCAGUGUCUUCCCUUGUAUGUUGGCCUACACUGAGGACAUCCUGGACUAUCAAGGAUGUGCCACCUCCGUGCUUGUGACAAGUGCUGGAAUGGGUGAGAUGGUCAUGCAGGUUCUGGUGGGAUCGAUAAUCCAGAGUGAGGGCAGUUACAGCUUCCUGCUCUGUGGUAUGAUCAUCGGAUGUAUCGGCUUUGUCCUUUUCUUUGGGCUGCUGUUCUUUGAACGCUUACACAGGAACUACCUCACUGGAACGUCUAAAAAGUCUGCCAUGGUAGAGGAGCCAGCCACAGAGGUCAGGCCAGAGCACAAAGAGGAGACAGAGAGCAGCUGAGAGGAGCGGCAUCUGCAGGUUCACUGCUCUGAGCUGUCAUCCACCAACUAGUGAGCAGCUGGAAAUAUAUGCUGAGGAUUGCUGUGCAGAGAAGCACAAAAAAAGGACCUACAGUUAAUUUGUUGACCAUCAUGAGAACCUCCAACCUUUUGAAUAUCAAAAAUGCUCUCUACAAAAUGAAAGAAGAGCUAAAUAUGUGUCUUGUGAAUCGUAUGAAUGCUUUUUUAAUGUGUCCUAGAUAAAACAUGGAAGGAAAUUGUUAUAAAUAAAAUGUUAACAUGGAUACAGGCAAGGCGAUGUACUGUAUGU
Messenger RNA from Hypomesus transpacificus, 2040 nucleotides. It is a transcript of the gene slc60a1b, whose product is annotated as major facilitator superfamily domain containing 4Ab. The transcript has 10 exons. Bases 184 to 1731 code for a protein of 515 amino acids. Gene Ontology annotation, biological process: transmembrane transport. The record is from RefSeq and is a predicted model, not a curated record. NCBI's taxonomy places the organism in Eukaryota, Metazoa, Chordata, Actinopteri, Osmeriformes, Osmeridae.